Cladocopium goreaui is the source of this 5607-nucleotide messenger RNA. The record is from the annotation of a GenBank genome assembly. NCBI's taxonomy places the organism in Eukaryota, Dinophyceae, Suessiales, Symbiodiniaceae.
AUGUUUUGCGCCAAGUGCCGUCAACUCAAACCCCACGGUAACGAUACCUGGUGCCUUUCCUGCUCAGCGUGGGAACAGCUUGGUCACGAGAUCAGUGCUGCUUGGUCUAACCCAGCGCUGAGGUCUGUGGCUGGGGAGGCUGUGAUAGCCACCACCCAGCAGGUGAGGGCUCUGCGAUCAUUCGCGUUGAGCCUCAAGAGCGCUGGCGACAGCCGCGCUGCUCACUCAGCUGCUUCGGGGAAAGGCUCUGCCAGGAGUGUUAAAGAGGAGGACGCACACGAGGACGAAGAGGACCUUGAAAGUGAAACAGCUGAAUCAGGUGAAUCUGAAGCUCCUUUGGGGGUUACUGCAAAAGCAGAUCCGGCCAGGCGCCCUCCAGAGCCGAAGGAGCCGCCAAGGAACCAUCGCAGUCCGCCCCGUGAGCGACGGGAUCGAGAAGACACAGAGCGCCCUGACAGAGAACGUUCCGAGAGAGGAACCAAGAAGAAGGAAAAGAAGAAGAACCGAGGUGAUCGAGGUCGACGAGGUGGCAGGCGCCACUGCGGGCUUUACCGACAGUUGGAGGAUCCAGACAUUAGGGUGCGUCAACGACCCCCUGCGGGUUUCUGGGACACCCCUCGAGAGGAGGCUUGGAAUGCUCUGGUGUUAAGCCGUGGAUGCAUAAUCGAAGCCUUGUUGCCAAAUGGCGUGCUUGGAGAAGAAGUGGAUGUAUGGGGAGGUUUUCUAGUCAUGGAAUCUCGCCUCAACUCUGCCGAUUCCAGCUGGUUGUUGGACGUGAAGAGCCUGGGUUGUUCCAGCCCCGAGGUCACUCGCGAGCUUUCAGGAUUUUUCAACAGAAAACCAGGACGUCUUCACCUUUGCACCGAUUCUUUCUGCACUCUGGAUUCCGACGGAGUGCUGCACGUGCAGCGCUUGCGCACUUACAGUGUAGAAGGCUUUCACAGGAGCUACUUGACCCACUAUGUCAGGGGUCAGAUGAAAAAGUGGCUCAAGGAAGCAGGCCUGUUAGCAGACGACGAUCAAGAAGAGGUGGAACCACCAGUGAUUGGAGAACGAGCUCGAGGACGAGGCAAAGAGGCGCCCAAAGCAAGUCCAAAGGUUGCUGGGGGAGCUCCCAAGACCAAGUUGAAGGAGCCCGCAACAGAGCCGAAAAGGCGCAGGCCUGCCAAAGAGGAAGAAGAAGAGAGGAGAGAGGCCUUGAGAAGGCGUCUCCGCGCUGCCAGGGACAAGAUGUCGCUUGGCGCUGGAGGAAGUGCGGCCCCUCGAGAGAGCGCUGUCCACGGAGACGCUGCGCUGGAAAUAGAGGAGGCCGAUACUAUAUCCAUAGCGUCUUCGAGUCCCGGGUAUUCUGCCUCUGUGCUGGACGAGAACCUAGCGACCGGGACCCUGAUGCAGCCCCUAGGCAGAGGACCUCAACGCGUGGCCAACGCCCCACACGUUCCGGGCUCAGCCGGGCCAGCAGUCAAGAAGAAGAAAAAGAAGAAGAGACAGAAAGCAGCCAAGGAGAAGACAGAAGGGAUCGACAAUUUGCAGCUGGUGGCCACAAGCGGUGGUACUACGAACAGCUUGCAGAAACAACUGUUGCAGCGGGCCGCAGAGACUUCGCAACUACAAUUGCUGAAACGCAAACAGUCGCACAAGAAGAACUCGUUGGCAGCUGCUGGCAAAGCGCUAGUUCAGAUCCUUACCAAGUCUGGGAAGGAUGGCAAGCACUCGAAGGAGGAGAGCAAGAAGAAAAGAAGGAGGAGAAAGAGGAAGAUCAAGAGAGAAGGGGGUGGAGACCCCAACAGCCCCUCAGGGAGCAGCCCGACUUCGAGUGGCGACGACGGCUCUGGGACGUACUCGGAGGAGUCGUCGGAGGAGUCAGUUGGGGAUCAGAUGGAAGCGCCUUUGAGGAAGAAAUCGAAGAGGCGACCGGGAAGUGUGCUACAACUUCUUGUGGCCCAUGCCAGGCAGCAGCUGGACCAGACAGCAAAGGUCGAGGUUGCGCCGGAGGGGACAGAUCCCACAACAGGGGUGAAACUUGCCAGUUACUUCAACAUCUGCAUCCGUCCUCAGCUUGGUCAGGCUAUGACGCAGAUUCGAGAGAUGCACCAUCUCAGCAACACCAUGGAUUGUCUGCGCCGUGGCGACUUGGGACUGGUGGGAGACCUCCUUGCGUCACGGUUCAUCAGUCUUCACCAGUCAGUUCUGGAUGGCAGUUGGCAGGCGGCCAGGCACUUGGAGAUUCUGCCCAUGGAGGAGGUAUCGGCGGCGGGUCAGAGCAUUGUGUUGAAGGCCCGCAAGCAUGCCAGGCUUACGGCCAAGGCGAGCGCCAAACGUCGACACGAACAAGACAAAGGAGAAGCCAGGCGAGAAAGGAACGUGAAGGAUGGCGCGCUGGCUUGGGCCGAGCGUCGCUCGCCAAAUUGGAUGAGUGCUAACGUUGGACAGCUUACUGUGUCGCUGAGGGAAGCGCUUGGUGCGUGCACCAGUUACAAGCAAACAGGUUGCGUUUUGGCUUGGUGGAUGGUAGUUGAGGAACGUUGGCGCUUGUCUGAUAGUUUCACACAGGAGCUUUGGGGCAGUCUUUUUGAAAAAGCAGCCGCAAGAGCUCAGUCGCGCGCUCGCGGUAAGGGAGCGACUUUUCCUCUCCGUGAGGGAGAGUUGAGUGAAUUUGUUGCAACCUACAGCCGUUUACCACUUGGUGACGCUAUAGCUCCUGAAAAUGUUGAAGCUUGGAGCCACCAGGCGUGGUUAUUUUUGAUGAUGUGCUGCUUGAACCGCUUGGCGGGCCACAGCGCCCACUUAUUGCCGGGGCGCUGGACGUCGUCCGAGCGACAAUGCACUCGUAGCCUGCAUGCGGCCGUGACUCGGCGGCUGGCGAAAGAUGCCCAGCAGGAGCCGAUGAGCGAGGCCGAUUGGCAAAAAGAUGUGAGAAGCAAGCGUGUUGGUUAUUCAGGGGAGGAGAUUACAUCUUGCCAUGUUUUAACUUGGGCUCAAAUUGAAUCUUCACUUCCCCCCGAAGGUCACGGUGGAUGUAUUGAUGCUUUAGAUUGGGUUGGACCUAGGACUAGAGACUUCUUGCUCAACCCUGAACGCUUGCUUAAGCCUGUUGCUGACGUGGAUCUGCCCCGCAUGCCGGGUCGUGUCCACAUUGAUCCUCAUGACAAACCCAAGAUUGCAGGGGAACUGGUUAGGCGCAACAUUUGUUCGUGGUUGCCCUUAAGCCAAGUUUAUCAGGUGGGAGGCACCAAGGUCCUUAACGGUUUAUUUGGGGUAAGCAAACCUUCUGUUUUGGGAGAUGGCAGACCUGUACUUCGUUUGAUCAUGAACCUCACGGGGUCUAACAGUACGCAGUGGCAGCUUCAAGGUGGCUGUGAAUCGCUUCCAUCCAUCACUUGUUGGCAAAGCGUGGUUUUGGAUGGAAAUGAAACCCUGAGUUUAUUCCAGUCUGACAUGUCGUCAGCAUUCUAUCUAUUUAGGGUGCCGAAGGUUUGGCAUCCCUACUUAGCCUUCAACGUUUGUGUUUCUGGUGAAACUAUUGGAUUAGCCCCUGGAGUUGAGUUCUGUUUAGUUUGCAACGUCAUACCAAUGGGUUGGUUGAACAGCGUUGGAAUUAUGCAAGAGAUCUCCGAAAACCUCCUGAAGCGUAGCCCUCUUAAUGAGCUCAACCAGAUCUGUCGUGGAAGACCUUUACCUGCAUGGAUGAAUGAAAUCAUCAAAGAAUCGGUUGACAUUGACUCUUCUUGGUUUCAUGUUUAUUUAGACAACUUUUGUGCCGGUGAGCGUUUAGUCCCGGAUGGUAGUGCCACCAGGGGAUCUCGGUGUCAUGACUUGGCGGAGCAGUCUUGGUUGGAAGCGGGGGUUAUUACUUCAGCAAAGAAAAGGGUUUCUGCUGCUCAACAAAUUACAGAACUUGGAGCGGAGAUCUGCGGAGAAACGCAGACCUUGGGAGUUGGAAUGGAUAAAACACUGCGUUUGAUUUUGGGGACACUGUGGUUGAGUAUGCAGAGGAUACUGAAUAGAAAGCACCUGCAAAUCAUGGCGGGUCGUUGGGUUUUUCAACUUCAAUUCCGCAGGCCGGGCAUGGCAGUGAUGCAAGACAUUUGGAAAUUUAUUGGAGGCAAAGCAAAGAUCACACACCGUUUGAAACAGAGUGUUAGACGAGAGUUAUUUAUGCUGGUCUGUUUGUCACCCUUGUGGCACUGUUUUCUUGGAGCUAGCGUGGCGGAGAAGAUCGUUGCUACCGAUGCCUCCGAAACAGGAGGGGCUGUUGGAACAGCCGAAACGUUGACUGCAGAAGGGGUUGACUUCCUACAGGGAGCCAAGAAGGUCGAGAUGGGUGAUGGGAGUAUUCCUUCCCCCAUUUUGCUGAUCAGCCUAUUUAAUGGGAUAGGCGGCUGUUUUCGUGCCUAUGACUCCGUUGGAGUCUUGCCCAUGGGCAGAGUGGCAGUUGAGUGUGAUGCUGGCGCCAAUAGGAUUACCAGCAGGAGAUGGCCGGGCACGGAAUUUGAAGAGUUUGGAUGCUCAAUUGUGGUCAAACAUGCGGUGGAGAAUGUUGCGUCAAUGGAUGCUGAGGCAUGCCAAGAAAUUUCGUCAGUUUUGGGAAGUGUUCCCUAUCUGUUGGAUUGUGUGCAAGCGGUGCCUAUGCGACGUCCUAGAUAUGCCUGGGUGUCGGAGGAUUUGGAUGGUUCAAUUGAAGGGGUUGAAGUUCACCCCAACACUUACUGGAGGGAUGUCUUCGCUUAUGCUGACUAUCCACUGACGUCACAGUGGUUGGCCCCUGAUAGGAUUUGGGAAGGAGAAGCUAGUUCACACCACGGCUUUCCUAUUCUCAUUUGGCCCGUAGACUGGGCAUGGCACCAGGUUUCAGAGCACAUAUACGAAGUACAGGAGAACUUGCACGACGUUGAUCAUUUUGUCUGCGUUUGGAUUAAGAAAAUGUGGCGAUCUGGAGAGCCACUACUUACUAUUGGAGACGGACUUUGUGCAUUGCAAUAUUUUGAGCCAACCACACGACGUCAACUGCACCACGCAUGGAAACUUUUUACAGUAUGGAGACGCAUCGAAGUCCCCAGCAGAGCUCCGCCGCUCACGCGUCAACUCAUGCGUGGGAUGGCAGCUUAUGAGAUGGAGCAUGGCCGUUUAGAAAUGACGGUUAUGUUGCUGCUUGGUUUCACUUGUCUUUUGCGUACAGGAGAAUUACUGAAUUUGACCAUUCAUGAUUUUUCGUUGGGAAAGGAUUCUGGUGUCUGUGCAUUGAAACAAACCAAGUCUGGAAGACGCGACAAUGUCAACGAGGUAGUGGCUUUUGACGACAUGAUCACGCUUGAAUCGGUGCGAGAGCUUAUUAAAUUUCGUCAGAUUUCAUCUACUGGCAUCAAACUUUGGUCUGGUACUCCUGCCUUCUUUCGGCAGCAAUUUCGUCUCUUGUGUGACACAUUUGAUUUGUCCGCUCAUGAGUUUCGCCCUUAUAGCCUUAGAAGGGGAGGUGCAACCCACUUGUUUCAAUCUACCAAUUCUAUGGAGGCUGCACUGACCAAAGGACGCUGGCAAUCAAUGCCUAGUGGCAUGCCCGCGGUGAGGCAUGUUGGCGGUGAUGCCGACACCCUUGAAUGGUCUUGA